UGUCCCAUAAGGUUGAACACUCUGAAAAUGAUUAGGUACGGAGCAUUUUUGUUGUGUGCAGUAAUAACUUGGAAUUCAUGUGUCCUGGCGGAUUCCCGAAUCGCGCCUUCAGCAUGUGUAUUGACAGACCCACCAAAACAGUGCGGAUCCUUUUGCCUUGCCGCACUUCAUCCUUUGAUUGAUGGUCUAGAAAAUCUUCGCAAGCAGUUGAAUACAACGUCUAGGAUUCAAAACGAUAUGCAAGCUAUGUUGGUCAGCAAUCAAAAGGAUAUAAAAGAUAUGUUGGCAAACAUUCCAAAUGGAUCUCCCGAAAAGCCAACGAAUAUUGAAAGCAAAGUACCAAUGCAACAGACAAAAGUCUGGAAACAUUUCACCAUCAUAAACAUUCAAAAAACUUGGGACGAUGCUGAAACAUAUUGUCGUGUAAUGGGCGGCCAUCUGGCGACCUUUAAGAACCAAGAAGAGUUUGACUCCAUCAAAGAGCAGAUCCACCCAUCAGAAAAGUACUGGGUUGGCAUUAACGAUCGUGUGAAGGAGAAUGAGUAUGUUUCAGUGACCUUCGGCCAGAAGGUACAAUUUUUGGAUUGGGGCCUUGGAGAACCCAGCGAUCCUGGAAAAGAAGAGGACUGUGUUGAGCUUAAAGAACUAAAAAUGAACGAUAUUGAUUGCAGCAAAGAACGCUAUUUCAUUUGUCAGAAUUAAAAAUAAAAAAAAAUAAAAAAAUUUAGUAUUUUAAAAACACUUUUUCAUUAUGUGUUAAUAACUUGGUGCUUUCGUUGGUCAAACCAUUAGCAAUUAUAUAAAAAAAUCGAGUUCAGUCAAUAUUUUUAUUGAUUUAAAUAAUUAUACUUACAAGCAACGAUAUCGAGAGCUGUAGAAGCUAAAUAAAUGGGAAUAGAUAUUUAUAACCUGA
Messenger RNA from Drosophila subpulchrella, 913 nucleotides. RefSeq names its product collectin-11-like. The transcript has a single exon. Gene Ontology annotation, molecular function: signaling receptor activity. The record is from RefSeq and is a predicted model, not a curated record. Lineage: Eukaryota; Metazoa; Arthropoda; Insecta; Diptera; Drosophilidae. Bases 28 to 702 code for a protein of 224 amino acids.